AUGGCCAACCGCCAAAGAACCCUCGACCAGCAGGUCUACUGCAUCAAAGACUUGGAACGCCUCGGCUCCGAGAAAUUGGAAAAGGCCUAUCGCGAGUAUUAUAAUGAGGGCGCCAUGGAUCUCAUCACAUUGCGGUUGAAUGAAUCGGCAUACGACCGCUACAUGAUCCGCCCCCGAGUGCUGCGAAACCUCUCAGGCCUGGAUGCCAGCACUCACAUCUUCGACACAAAGGUUAAAUUUCCCUUCGGAUUUUCGCCAACGGCCAUGCAGACGCUGGCGCAUCCCGACGGCGAGAUCGGCACGUCCAAAGCUUGUGCUGCUAACAAUACAUUGAUGGGAUUAUCAAAUUACUCCUGUAUCGAGCUGGAAAAGGUAAUUGCACAAGGCACUGGUAAUCCCUAUGUUAUUCAGAUGAGUCUUCUCAAGAAUAAGGCCGCGAUGAUCCAGAUGAUCAAGCGAGCGGAGGCUGCGGGCUUCAAGGCACUCUUUGUCACUCUCGACGUUCCCUAUCUUGGUCGCAGACUGAAUGAAUUCCGUAACAAGUUUGCGGUGCCCAAGGGCAUGGAAUACCCUAAUCUGUUCCCUGGUGUCGAUGUCACCAACCUCGAGGAUGGCGAUGAAGUGAUGGCUUAUGAUGACACUCUUGAAUGGCCUGACAUGAUACCCUUCUUCCGCAAGCACACCAACAUGCAGAUCUGGGGCAAGGGAAUUUAUACCGCAGCUGAUGCUGAGCUCGCGAUUAAGCACGGUUUUGAUGGAAUCAUCAUCUCAAACCACGGUGGACGCCAGCUUGAUAGUGUUCCUUCUUCUCUUGACGUCCUCCGUGAAGUUGUUCCCGUCGCAAAGGGCAAAAUACCUAUUGCCGUCGACGGCGGUAUCCGUCGUGGUACUGAUAUUUUCAAGGCAUUGGCUCUUGGAGCCGACUUCUGUCUUGCCGGACGACCGGCAAUAUGGGGCUUGGCUUAUGAUGGCCAAAAGGGUGUUGAACUGGCUCUCAACUUGCUUUACGAUGAAUUCAGAACUUGCAUGGCGUUGGCUGGUUGCCGAAACGUCUCUGAGAUUAAGAGAGUCUCCAUUUCGCUUUUGCAGUCUGAUGGUCGCCUGCUGAAGUUGUAA
This is a messenger RNA of Penicillium canescens, 1116 nucleotides long. Its product is annotated as alpha-hydroxy acid oxidase. The transcript has 8 exons. Gene Ontology annotation, molecular function: FMN binding; oxidoreductase activity. Bases 1 to 1116 code for a protein of 371 amino acids. Lineage: Eukaryota; Fungi; Ascomycota; Eurotiomycetes; Eurotiales; Aspergillaceae. The record is from RefSeq and is a predicted model, not a curated record.